Messenger RNA from Symphalangus syndactylus (siamang), 1670 nucleotides. RefSeq names its product double homeobox protein 1-like. Gene Ontology annotation, biological process: regulation of transcription by RNA polymerase II. Gene Ontology annotation, cellular component: nucleus. The record is from RefSeq and is a predicted model, not a curated record. NCBI's taxonomy places the organism in Eukaryota, Metazoa, Chordata, Mammalia, Primates, Hylobatidae. Gene Ontology annotation, molecular function: RNA polymerase II transcription regulatory region sequence-specific DNA binding; DNA-binding transcription factor activity, RNA polymerase II-specific.
CCUGCUGGAGACGCGUGGGAGCCCAGGGAGCGGCUUCCACUUCCCGCGGGAUCCCUGGAGAGGCCCGCAGAGCCAGCCCCCGCCCGAAACCCACCCCCCUCACCCCUUCCCCCUCUCCCCCUUCCGCUGCGUCUCUCUGGCCUCCGGCCCCACCCCUCCCACCCAAACCCCCCCACCCCUCCUCUCCCAAUCCCCCCCCACCCCCCACCCGCCGACGCCACCACGCCCCAGGCAUCGGCGCCCUGGGGCCCCUCGGAGGGCGAGGGCGGGCUGUCCCAGGGCUCAGCGGCAGGCAAGAAGGGGUGGAGCCUGCUCUGCCUGUGGGCCUUCAUAAGAGCCGCUGGCUGUCUGCGCCGGCCUCCUGGCUGGACCUGAACGCAGUGCGCAGGCCGGCUGAGGAGCAGGGGAGCCCUCCGGCCUCUCUCUGCCCGGGUCCGUCCGUGGAAUUCCGGCCGGGGCUCCCCGCGAUGGCUCUCCCGACACCUUCGGACGGCACCCUCCCCGCGGAAGCCCGAGGACCAGGACGGCGGAGGAGACUCGCCUGGACCCCGAGCCAAAGCCAGGCCCUGCGAGCCUGCUUUGAGCGGAACCCGUACCCGGGCAUCGCCACCAGAGAACGGCUGGCCCAGGCCAUCGGCGCUCCGGAGCCCAGGGUCCAGAUCUGGUUUCAGAACGAGAGGUCACGCCAGCUGAGGCAGCACCGGCGGGAAUCUCGGCCCUGGCCGGGGAGACGCGGCCCGCAAGAAGGCAGGCGAAAGCGGACCUCCGUCACCCCAUCCCAGACGGCCCUGCUGCUCCGAGCCUUUGAGAAGGAUCGCUUUCCCGGCAUCGCCACCAGGGAGGGACUGGCCAGAGAGACGGGCCUCCCGGAGUCCAGGAUUCACGUCUGGUUUCAGAACCGAAGGGCCAGGCACCCGGCACCGGGUGGCAGGGCGCCGGCGCACGCAGGCGGCCCCUGCAACUCGGCCCCCGGCGGGUGUCACCCUGCUCCCCGGUCGGUCGCCCCGGCAGGCGGGGAUGCUGCCUACGCCGCCCUGGCUCCUCCGGAAGGGGCGCUCUCCCACCCUCAGGCGCCUCGGUGGCCUCCGCACCCCCCGAGCAAAUGCCCGGGGGACCGCGACCCGCAGCGCGACGGCCUGCCGGGCCUGCCCGCUCAAGCUGGGCCACAGGGCCAAGGUCUGGGCCCGGUGAGAGCCCCCGCACAGCGGAGAACUGCCAUUCUUUCCUGGGCGUCCCGGGGAUCCCGGAGCCGGAGCCGGCCCAGGUACCAGCAGGCCGAGCCCCGCAGCGGAGCGCCAGGCCCACCGCCCCGACCGCCGACCACAGAGGAGCCACACGCAGGACGACUGAAGCCUGAUUUCGGAUUCCACGUCGCUUGGCCCUCUGCAAGGGGGCCAGUUGCUCACGUCUCUCCGGCCCCCCCCCCCGAGGGGCUGACCGUGUUGACGGUUUGCUUCCGGAGCCCUGCGGGCACCCCGAAACAUCCAGGGAAGGGUGGAAGAGCAGCAUCCUGUCCUCGCCCUCCCUGCCAGCCUCCAAACGGGCCACACUGCAGACUCCCCACGCUGGGGGACACGGGAAUCCAUCGUCAGGCCAUCACGCCGGGGAUGUAUCUUGUCUCUGGGGUUUCGCUCUGCUCUUCGACGGGAGCCACACACCUGCGUGUGUGA